AUGCACCAUUGACUUAUGUUAGAACUUGGAACACAUUUUAUGAAGAACGUUUGCCAUUCAAGUUUCAACUUUGUAAGGGUAAAUUUGGGAGAAAAAAAAACGGUAUUAAAUUAAGUAAUUGUGUUAAAAUCGUAGUUUGAAAAUAGGGGCUGGCUAUUUGCAAGCGGAAAAAUUCUAAGAGGAAGACCAACCUAUAUCAAAUACCAAAAUAUUACCCUCCCAACUCAUGUUAUUGAAAGAGGACCUAAAAGCCAAUUCCUCCUACACACAAGACCACAACCAGACGACACGGACUUCAAGCUCACCGGAAUCGCCGAGAAUUCGCCCACACACCGAUGAAGCUUGUGUCGCCGCCUCCACCGCCGGAAAAUAAUCCCUCCGUCGGCACCGUAAAAUAUGUUAUCCAUAGCCGUCGAAAAAAGAAGUCCUCCAUCGCCGCCGGAAAAGAAGUCCUCCAUUGCCGCCUCACAAAUGUCAAUUUUUAAUUCGACACUUAAGUGUUUAAGUGUCGAAAUAUUGCAGAAAAUUCGAGUUAUGUUUGUAGAUCGAAUUCAAAAAUUUCGAUAUGUGCAUGUUAAAUUUCGACAUCACAGGGAGGUGUCGAAUUUAAGGGGAACAAUCGAAAUUUACGUGUCGAAAUCGGAGGCGGAAUUGCGGGUGUGGAUGUAGCGGCGUUUUCCGGCAUGGCAGCCGGAGGGAGGCUAGCAAAUUAGGAAGAAGAGAUUGAAGAAGAGGGAGAGGAAGCACCAAAGAAAGGGGAAGUGCGGAGAGAUUCUUCCGCGAAGUUUAAGUAAUGUCUUCGAAAGAAGAUGGCAAAGAGGAAGCACCACCUGUUACAGAAUCCGCCGAGCGUCGAGGUAGAAAGAGGGAUGAACUCUUUGUUAAUAUAAUUGAGAAGAUAAGUGUCACCUUCAGCUCUACCGGUUGUGUAUUGACUUCUGAAAUUGAUGGAACCAUUCAAACGAAAAGUUAUUUAACUGGAAAUCAAGAAAUUGCACUAGCUCUCAGCGAUAAGCUAUACAUUGGAAAAGGCGGACUACCAAAUAAUGACUAUAGUGGUUCUUCACGGAUGAGACCAGUUAUUUUGGAUGAUUGCCAUUUCCACGAAUCUGUACGUAUGGAUCGUUUUGAUGUUGAUCGAAUAUUGAGUCUGGUACCACCCGAUGAAGAAUUUGCUGUCAUGAAUUAUCGCACUACCCAGGAAUUCAAGCCUCCGUUUAUUAUUAACACCUUAAUUGAAGAAGCGGGAUCACUUGAGGCUGAAGUGAUUUUGAAAAUCCGUGCUGAGUUUCCUUCAAUCAUAACUGCCAACACAGUUUUAGUACAAAUGCCGUUGCCAGCAUGUACAACCAGAGUCAAUUUUGACUUGGAACGUGGAAUAGUUGAGCAGAAUGCCGAUUUCAACGAAUCACAGGGGAGACUCGAAUGGAGUGUGGAGAAAAUUGUCGGGGGGUCAGAGCAUUCUCUACGUGCAAAGUUAAAAUUUUCACAAGAGUUAGAUGGAAAUAUCAGUAAAGAAGCCGGGCCCGUGAGUAUGACCUUCACAAUACCUAACUAUAAUCCUUCAAGGCUGGAGGUGAAGAGUGUAUGGAUAGCAAAGAAGACCGGAAUUUCCAACCCGUAUCGUUGGGUGAGAUACGUCACUCAGGCUAAUUCUUAUGUUGCUCAUGUAUGAUGAUAGCGGUCGUGGUUUAUAUUUUCCCCGUAUUUAUAUUCGUUUCCUUUUUAUUUCUUCGAUUUCUGUUGAUAUUUCUUGAGUUAUUAGAAUGCGAAUAUUAUUAUUACAAAUGGAAUACUGUAGAGGUUUUUGUAUUA
This is a messenger RNA of Erythranthe guttata (spotted monkey flower), 1815 nucleotides long. Its product is annotated as AP-4 complex subunit mu. Gene Ontology annotation, cellular component: clathrin adaptor complex. The record is from RefSeq and is a predicted model, not a curated record. Gene Ontology annotation, biological process: vesicle-mediated transport; intracellular protein transport. NCBI's taxonomy places the organism in Eukaryota, Viridiplantae, Streptophyta, Magnoliopsida, Lamiales, Phrymaceae.